Molecule: messenger RNA, 6601 nt
Organism: Exophiala dermatitidis NIH/UT8656
Lineage: Eukaryota; Fungi; Ascomycota; Eurotiomycetes; Chaetothyriales; Herpotrichiellaceae
Product: mitogen-activated protein kinase kinase kinase
Exons: 2
Coding region: 989-5920 (1643 amino acids)
Biological process (GO): protein phosphorylation
Molecular function (GO): ATP binding; protein kinase activity
Source: RefSeq, a predicted model, not a curated record
UGUAGCCCUGCGGCGUGUUUCAAAAACAGCUCGAUGACCUGAUACACUGCAGUGGCCAGAAAGCCUGCGCGCAGAACGUCCAGCUCGACCGCUGCGCUCCUUCGCCAUGUUGAGUCUUGCGUGGUGCUGGAGACUGGUGGACAAUUUCUUAUCGCCAGGGGAUCUUCCGUCGAGUUUCUUAUCGCUGCCGAUGACGGAAGUCUUCUCUGUGGACUUGCACUCGCUACGCGCUUGCUCCGGGCGACUGAUUGGGCGGCUAAACGACAGCCUUGGAGCGGAAGAUCGCUGCCCAAGCCCAAAACUAUGUACUACCGGCCUCCACCUGCAAGCCUAACACUGGCACUCCCUAGGUCCCCAUAGGUAUAGGUGCCCACUGCCACCUACCGACCUUAGCAGUGUGCUAAUAAUACUCCUGCCAUAACUCUACUAGCCUACUAGUAUGCUGGUAGUGCUGCCAGACACCUACAACAUUUCCUGACUAACACAACACGGGCACUGGCCCUACUACUAUCGUGCAUCGUCGUACCGACAAUCCAGAACCCUUCCCUUCGCUCACCGUCUCACUCUGCCCACAGCGACGACUACAGCUUCAACACAUCUCCUCCCGGCCCGUCGAACCCUGCCGCCAUCCUCCGGGGACCGAUUGUCCAAACUCCUCAACUCUACCAGCGAUAAUCGAUCGAUCGGAGCCUCCCGCACUUUGUCAAGGGUCUCUCGUCCGGUCUCCCUGCGGGCACGCGCGACUCGUCACUCAUCAGGCAUGUUGGGUUGAUUGUACUAUCAACAGUUCAAGAGUUCUGGAAGGUUGAGGCAAUCAUACCGCCUUGCGGAUAGACGUCUGUUCUGCCUAUAAGCUUGUGACACCACCAGUGCUCGAGAACGAUAUGUUGGUAGCCAGCGGUGAUUUGUGGUACUUUUGCUGGUGCCCAACGUCGUGAACCAGCUACCGCGACAUUGUCCUAGUGCAGGACCGCUGUCGCGUAGGGAUAUGGUCUCCAACAGAGAAAUGAUGGAUAACCAGCGUCCACAAUAUAUACCUGGCCCUCCUCCACCGCCGGGACAGGGAACCCUAAGUCAUCUUCCUCCGCCUCCGCCGAGGCCCUAUCCACAGUCAAACCUCCCACCACCGCCCCGUGGACCACAUCCAUCGGCAUUGCCAUUGGGGACAGUCUUUGGCCUUCCAGGAGCAGGAUGGUCACAACCAUGGGGAAGAAGUGGCAUGAGUCAAGGGUUCCCCCCUCCGCCCCCGAUCGGUCACAAUCAAGCGCAGAAUCAACAUUUACCCUAUGGAAUGCGACAACCAUCUCACAUGACCCUUCCUCCUCCGCCUCCUCAGAAUGACAAGCCUAUACUAUCUGCCACGUUCAUACCGACUGGUGAUUCUUUCGGUCCAGGCGUGGGCAUCCCUCCUCUCGAAGACUACUCCACCUACUCUCGCUAUGACGCCCAAGCCAAUCCCGAGCCAUUGCGUUCGCAGCCGGACCAAAAGUUUUCAGACGGGACCGUGACCUCGCAUAAUUAUCCCUAUCCAAAUCCUUCUCACCCUAGUCCAGACGUCGCAAACCGAGAAUCGCGUGCCACGUCGGCUUCUUCCAGCCGACCUCCUUUUACUCUGCCGGUGCGGGACACCGAAGAGCCCCUUUCACCUGGGCCUCCUACUGCGACGCUCCAAAACCCUCAAACAAGUAAUGACCAUGGUCGGCAACGCGCACAUAGUGCCGCAGUCACGAGUGGAAAUACAAGCGAACUCGCGUCUCAAUGGCCUCUGGACCGCGUACUCAUAUGGCUGGCUGCCAAUGGAUUUUCGAAUGAUUGGCAAGAGACGUUUCGGAUCCUCAAGUUAGAAGGCUCGGAGUUUCUAGAUCUUGGGCGCGGUCCUAACGGUCGAGGUAACCUGGGCAUGCUCCAUCAAACGAUCUAUCCACAACUGGCCAAAGUUUGUUCCAGCAGCAGUACUGGCUGGGAUCAAGCACGUGAACGUGACGAAGGGAAGAGGCUGCGCAAGCUCAUCUCCCGCCUUGUAGAGCAGGGCGGCGAAGGUCCAUCGAGCGCAGGACAUGGCCACCGCAGACGAGAAUCUGGGCUGAUUCCAAGCGCAUCGACAGAAGGCACCGUGGAGAACUCACCUCACCUCCUUAGGUCUGAAUUUAGCACUACCCCUGGUACCGCUGGUCCAGAAGGAAGUCCGGGAAAACAAAUGCCGGCGCAGUUCCCGACAGGCUUGAAUGCACGAACCUCCCAGGCGAGGAGCAGUACAAUGCCUGUUCUGAGCAAGAACAGCAGCAGUUCCUCCACUCCCAGCGACACCAAACCGCCAGACAAUCUACAUGGCGGGAAUCGUGCGGACUACACAAGAAACGUCCUUACUGGCGUCAACAGCCGUGGUCGCCAUAGCCCUCAUAUGUCCGGCGACACAUCUAGCGGCUUGACUGCAAAAGGAUUCGAAGCAUCUCCGAAUGCCAGUCCUGGUCUCGGAAGUGCAGUUCCUGCUGCUCCUCAAUCGUAUCGGCCGGAACACAGUAAAAGUAACAGCACCGAUUCGAUGCUCAAGGCAACUGGCCAUCCACGUUCUAACCUCAACGCUCAAGGCUCGCUUGAAAGCGGCAGGGCUGUUGCCAGUGACGGCACCAUUUCCGGACGUUACUAUGCAGAACGCCGCGACGCGCAGGAGACAACGAGACCGUCACCUCUUGAUACACACCGGACUUGGAGCAACGAUUAUGCCCCAGGGCCGGGAGGGAAGGAUCAGAGCAAGGGAUUCUUGAGCAAAUUCAUGAGAAAACGACACGAGCACAACCAGCCAGCUGCGGAUGAGCAUGCUCUAGAAUCUCCCACAAGCCCGGGCGGUUUCCGCUUCUUUUCUAAGCCGAAUGCGAAUGGAAGUGAAACUGCCUUGUCGCAACGUCCAGCCUCCUCGAGUGUGACCAGCGAAGAUGAAAGACCCCAACUAGCCCGCCGGACCCCGUCUAUCUCCCGGAGAUAUAUCUUCGUGACCCCUGACGGUUGGAACUAUCGACUUGUUGACGUGACAGAGGCGGAGAGUGCUGCUGCAUUGCGUAGCCAUAUCUGUAUUGAAUUGGGUAUUCCAGAUGCUGAAUAUGUUCAGAUCUUCGUCACUGAACCCGGUCAGACUGACCAUGAUAAUCCGCUUUCAGACAGCACGCUUCUUUCGAUUCGCAGUCGGACCGACAACUCGGCAAGUUUGAAACUAUACGUGCAGAGCCCGACACUUUCUGCGAUCUCAGGUCCUACUGGCCAGUCGGCAGGUCUUGGGGUUACGCUGAAUCAAGGAGCUCAGACUGAAUCCUUCUCGCGAGGUGCCCCAAUGGCCAAAUCCAACUCGGCCAGCGGAGUCGACCGCAACGGCUAUCCUGGACUGCUAUCGCCAAAUGCCGAGCAAUCUGGGGUUGAUGCCGACCUGCUCCAAAAGCAGGAGGAGUACCGAAGGCAGACAGAGGCCAAGCACAGGGCCUACUUGGAAUCUCGUCGAGCACAGAAAGAACAAAGCUCGACGUACAAUGGAAGCGGCAUUCGAGGGAGCACCGUCAUAGACUUUGACACGCCUCGCAUAUCACCUUUCGACGACAAGAAGGUUGAUACGCUAGUACCUGUGCGACGGCCACCUACGGCACCGGCGGAGUCAACUACUUUAACCAAAGUCAACUCCUUGAGGGCCAAAGGAUCUGGCAGCAGGUCUUCGAUGGACGCCUUGAAGCGGAUAUCCAACCCUAUCGCGGAAGAAGAAGCAGAGCGCGCCAGAAAGAGGACUGAUGUCGGUCCAAUCGCACAGGGAGGGAUCGGUGCAGCCUUAGCAAACGUGGGCAAAAUGGCCGGGGCUCCCGCUGCCGUUGGUAGUCAAGGCUCGCAGGCUGAAAGAAGCCGAGGGGUGCAGCCGACUGACCCCAGUCUCAAGAGCAACAAUGCAGGUUUUGGUGUGCCACAGUACGACAACCGACCGCGCAAGGGGGCUCCAGAUGAUGUCCGACCAUAUGCGCAAUCCCCUAGUGUCAGUCCUUCUACAGCCAAUGCAGCUCGACCAGGCCUUCCGACCAGGAGAUCUUAUGGGCCGGACUACGAAUUCAAAGAGACAAAUAUUACAUUCGCUCCUUCACCUGUUCCGGCCAAGGCAGGAGAUGACUCGGAUGACGAUUCGGAUGACGGCCUAUUCGCCAUUCCACUGGCGAACAAGUCGAUUCCCAAAGGCGAUGGUAGAAGCAAUGGCAACAAGGACCAGAGACCAGCCUUAACCGUCGAUACAGAUCAUAACGCGGGGAAGAACGUUCGUUUCAAAUCCCCGGGCUCGUCUGCUGAGAUGCCUGGCAACCCCAAUGCAGGGGAGGACAGUGCGACGGCUAGCGGAGACGGCUACCAACCCAGUCUCUCGGAGGGCAGUUUCAGUGGUUCAGCACAAUCUCCAGAUGACCGAAUGGGCAGGAGAGAUUCCUUCGUCAGCGAUAUCUGGGCGAAUCGACCGGCCGUGGAAAAUGUCGUCCAUCAUCUGGACGAAUUCUUCCCAGGCGUGGACCUGGACAAACCUUAUCUAGAAGAAAAGGGCGACAACAACUCACCCAUGAGGUCAGCCGACUAUGAUCCUCUUGAAAAUGUCCAGGCUGCCCGCUCCGGAGGUCUUACUUAUGGUACCGCCGGGCUGGACCUGAACUUCGGCCGCAAAAGUGAGUCAGAUACACUCGGGUCGGAUGAGUCGACUCUGAAGGCGAAAGAUCGGGACAAGAUAGCCAACGUUGCACAAAGACAAGUGGGGAAAUCGACGGGUGGCAUCACUCGGAUGAAGUCAAUUCGUGAAGUGGCCCAGAAGCGCAACGAUAUCAGAAGAGGUCCUUCGGUCGCGGCGAGGGUGGAGCAGGCCAACUCGGGUAUUGUCCGACGAAAGAGCACCAAGAUGUUUGGCGCCAAUAUUGUUCAGAUCAAACCAAAGCCAGGCAAUCGUCUAUCGACCUUGGACCCAAUUCCACAAGAAGAAGUUCCUUCGGACGACAUGCCCAAGCGGCAGGCAACGUUCAAGAUCAUCCGCGGUCAACUGAUAGGCAAAGGCACGUAUGGUCGUGUGUACCUCGGUAUGAACGCGACGACGGGCGAAUUCCUCGCGGUGAAGCAGGUCGAAGUCAACCAGAAGGUGGCCGGACAAGACAAAGACCGGAUCAAGGAGAUGGUGGCGGCAUUGGACCAGGAAAUCGACACGAUGCAACAUCUGGAGCAUCCGAAUAUCGUGCAAUAUCUUGGUUGUGAACGUAAGGAGUUUUCGAUUAGUAUCUAUCUCGAAUAUAUCCCCGGAGGGUCGAUAGGCAGUUGUCUGCGCAAACACGGCAAAUUCGAGGAACCGGUGGUGCGAUCACUCACGCGACAGACGUUGGAAGGGUUGGCAUAUUUGCACCACGAGGGGAUCUUGCAUCGAGACUUGAAGGCGGAUAACAUCCUGUUGGACUUGGACGGGACGUGCAAGAUAUCCGACUUUGGCAUUUCCAAGAAAUCGGACAACAUCUACGGCAACGACGCGACCAACAGUAUGCAAGGGUCUGUUUUUUGGAUGGCCCCCGAAGUGGUGCGGUCCCAGGGCCAGGGCUACAGUGCCAAAGUCGACAUUUGGUCCUUGGGCUGUGUGGUGCUGGAAAUGUUUGCCGGCAAGAGGCCGUGGAGUCGAGAAGAGGCCAUCGGCGCAAUCUUCAAGCUCGGCAGUCUGAGUCAGGCCCCGCCUAUCCCGGAAGAUGUGCAGUCGACUGCCACGGUCGAUGGGCUGAAUUUCAUGUACGACUGUUUUCAAGUCAAUCCGACCGAUCGUCCAACUGCCGACACUCUCCUGCGGCACUCGACCUUCUGCGUGCCUGACCCUUACUAUAAUUUCUAUGAUACCACCCUGGCCGCCAAAUUGAGGAGUGUGGAUGGCUCUGCUCUUGGUGGGUAGGGUAGGGUAGGUAAAUCUGAUUUGAUGAUGGGAUGGAUCGAAAGCGUGGUUGGAUAUAAUUCAGCCCUGAUUUCGAACGAUUCACUGGCACUCACUCCUCCGCUUAUUUACCAUAUUAUAUCUGCCACCUCACUACCCACUACCCACUACCCACUGCCAUACAGUACUUCGAUCUACUCUGCAAUGACAAACAACGGGCAAGCUGAGGUGGACAUGACAGGCUAGGAACCAACACGAGGCUGGCUGUUUUCUUACUACCUUGAGAUGCCGCAAAAACGGCACAACUUGACCCGACUGAUCUUUGUUAUGACGUGAUGAGAAGUUGGACCGAUUUCAGCUCAUGCAAACAAGCAAGCAAGCAAGCCAAAUGUGUAAUUAUGUACUGUAGCUAUAUUAUAUUAGUAUUCGUUGUGUUUGGUGCGUGUGUGCGUGUGUGUGUGCGUGUGUGUGCGUGUGUGUGUGGGCGGGUGGCGCGAAGAGAGAGUGCUGUGUGUACUUGGACACGAGUAUAGCAUCUGAAGUUGAUUUUGGGUGACUGAAGCCGAUAACGAGCAGAGAGCCUGCGGGAAAACUACCUAAGGUCGGAUCGUACGGUGCUUCUACCACUGCAUACCUACUAUACUAUUAUGCUAUAACCAUACAAGACCGUGAGCACGUUCUAACAAGAGUGUAUUUUACGAC